CACGAACCGAAUCAGUCUUUGCUCGAAAUUCAAUAAAAAUAGACGAAAAUGCGCUUAAUUUUUAAAUUUCUUAUAGCUUUUUCUGCUAUUGCUGCAGUUUUCACCGAGGAUGACGGUCAUCAUCCACAUUUCAAAACUGUUCCUGCGAAAAAUGCCGAGGAAACUACGUCUGAAUUUUGGUACAAAUCCGCUCAAAAAGUGUUGAGCGAAAAAUUGAAACAAAAGUUGAAUGAAAAUGAGGCGAAAAAUAUCAUCUUUUUCAUCGGCGAUGGCAUGGACUUCCCCACGACAGCUGCUACUCGCAUGUAUUUGGGAGCAGAAGAGAAUGAAUUGUCCUUUGAAAAAUUCCCGCAUUUCGGAUUGAGUGUCAAUUAUUGCGUUGAUCGUAAAGUACCUGACUCUGCAUGCUCCGCCACGGCAUACUUAACGGGAGUUAAAGCCAAUUACGGAACCAUCGGCGUAAAUGCAAAUGUCAAGCGAUAUGACUGUAAAGCCGCCAUGGAUGCCAAAAGUCAAACGGAAUCGAUCGUGAGAUGGGCUCAAAAUGCAGGAAAAGCUACAGGAUUUGUUACUACGACUAGAGUGACCCAUGCCACCCCCGCUGGCGUCUAUUCCAGCAUCGCCAAUCGUUACUGGGAGAACGAUGUUGAGGUCAAAAAAUCCAAUUGUGAUGCCAAAGUCACGGACGACAUCGCAGAACAACUCAUCAAUGGCCCAACUGGCUCCAAUUUGAACGUUAUCAUGGGUGGCGGACGCAAAAUGUUGCUCGACAAAUCCAUGAAAGACGACGAAGGUGUCAACGGGGAACGUUCUGAUGGCCAAAACUUCAUCGAAACCUGGCAAAAAUUGCAAGGCGAUCAAAAACGUAAUUUUGAAUAUGUUUGGAACAAAACGGCAUUAAACAAAGUGGAUUAUGACAACACAAAUUACUUGAUGGGACUUUUCGAGGCGGAUCAUUGUCGUUACAACUUGGAUAUCAAAAAAGAAAAUUUGAAGGAAGAACCAACGUUGACGGAAAUGGUCGAAGCUGCCAUUAAAGUGUUGAAAAAGAACAAAAAUGGAUAUUUCUUGUUUGUGGAGGGAGGUCGCAUCGAUACGGCUCAUCAUGAUGCCUUUGUGCAACACGCUCUCGAAGAAACUGCGGAAAUGGCGCGUGCUGUGGACAAAGCGUUGAGCAUGACGAAUGAGACGGAUACACUUGUCGUUGUAUCAGCGGAUCACGGACAUACUUUGACUUAUAAUGGAUAUGCGCAACGUGGUAACGAUAUCUUGGGCAUCGCUGGCACCAGUGACGAAGACGGCAUCCCAUACACAACACUCAGUUACGCCAAUGGUCCCGGAUACAAAAACACGUACAACGAAGGUGCCGGCGGCCGAAAAGACCCCUCAACACAAGACUUGAAAGCCUUGGAUUUCAGUUUUCCCGCCACCGUCCCAUUGGAAGUUGAAAGUCACGGAGGUGCUCAUGUCGGUGUCUGGGCCAAAGGACCAUUUUCUCACAUUUUCGUCGGAAAUUACGAGCAAAAUGCAAUUCCUUACUUGAUGGCAUAUGCCGGAAAAUUGGGACCUUAUUCCACGGGCAGCGCCUUCAUUUCCGUUGCUUCACCAUUUUUGCUUUUAAUUGCCGUUUUCACUUCCGUCAGACACUUGUUGAUGUAA
Molecule: messenger RNA, 1659 nt
Organism: Culicoides brevitarsis
Lineage: Eukaryota; Metazoa; Arthropoda; Insecta; Diptera; Ceratopogonidae
Product: membrane-bound alkaline phosphatase-like
Exons: 5
Coding region: 49-1659 (536 amino acids)
Biological process (GO): dephosphorylation
Molecular function (GO): alkaline phosphatase activity
Source: RefSeq, a predicted model, not a curated record